Molecule: messenger RNA, 3813 nt
Organism: Anguilla anguilla (European eel)
Lineage: Eukaryota; Metazoa; Chordata; Actinopteri; Anguilliformes; Anguillidae
Product: SLIT and NTRK-like protein 6
Exons: 2
Coding region: 249-2744 (831 amino acids)
Biological process (GO): positive regulation of synapse assembly; axonogenesis; regulation of presynapse assembly
Cellular component (GO): membrane
Molecular function (GO): protein binding
Source: RefSeq, a predicted model, not a curated record
CCCACGUAUAGCCGCCGGCAAUCUCGGUAAUCUCAAUAAAGUAAAUGGAGUUAAAAAGAAGGCGGUUUCCAAGUGUGAGCCCUGAAAAAAUCUAUAGAACAGCACAAAUUCAUUUCAUUCAACCACGGAAAUGCUGUAUCAGAUAAAGGACUAAGAGAACUUCUGCUUUCCUUAGCAAGAGUAUCAAUGGAUUAAGAGUUCACUUUCUUUCAUCCGUCUGUGUGUUUAUGGGACAUACAUGAGAGAAAAUGUUGGCCUGCAUAAUUUUAUUUUCUUCACUCAUUGUUGCUACGGGGACUCAGACCAUCCAGCCCCUACAGUCAUCACCCAAGGGAUCCUGUGAGAAACUUUGUACUUGCAAAGAAAAAGACGGCAUCUUGCACAUGAACUGCGAGGAUAGAAAUAUAACCAAAAUAACAGAAAUACAGUUGCCUUCAGCCUUACCUUUCCAUCUUAAUCUGUACAAAAAUGAUUUAGUGGAGUUGCAAGCAGAGGAGCUGAAAAGUUUCAGGAAUGCUGUCUCUCUUCAUCUAGGAUCUAACAGUAUACAACAGCUUGAACCUGGAGUUUUCAGUGCACUUAGCUCUCUUAAGAGGCUGCACAUUAACAGCAAUUUUCUAGUGACCUUAAAAGAGGACACUUUUCAAGGCUUGGUGAACCUGGAGUACCUACAAGCAGACACAAACUUCAUCCACAUUGUUGAACCCGGGGCAUUCAGCAAGCUAAUUCGCCUCAAAGUGUUGAUACUGAAUGACAACUCCAUUGAAUUCCUUCCCACCAACAUUUUCCGGUUUGUGCCGCUGACCCACUUGGAUCUGCGUGGAAAUCAGUUGCAGUCACUGCCUUACAUGGGCUUUCUUGAGCACCUUGGACGGAUCAAGGAGUUUUUGCUGGAGGACAAUGACUGGGUGUGCGAUUGUGAAAUAUUACCUCUGAAAAUCUGGAUGGAGAACAUGAGUGGACAAUCUUCUAUUAGCGAGGUUGUUUGCAGCAGUCCUCCCCACCUCAAAGACAGUCUGCUAAGCAAAGUGAAGCGGGAAGUGCUUUGCCCCUCUUACUCAGAGGCAGAUUUAGAGGGGCCUUCAAAGUCACUGCUGGAAACUAUGUCUUCUAAACCUGGACAAGUUCCAAAAGUAACGGAUGCCAACGAUGAUGCAAAGAUCCCAGGUCUGGACCAUAAGCCAGGAGUUGCCUUCUGCAGUGACCGAUGCUCCUGUCACAUUCAUCCAACUGCAGGUUUCUUAAUCCACUGUCAAGACAGAGCGAUCAGAAAAAUAUCAGAUCUUGGAUUGCUCCAGCAAAGCCCCACAAAGCUCGUACUGACUGGAAACAUGGUUCAGAGACUUUUUCAGUUCGACUUUGUUGCAUUUGAAGGUUUGGAAUUGCUGAAUUUGGCAAAUAACCAAAUUGAUUACAUUGAUGAUGACACUUUCCUUAGUUUAGGCCAGUUGAAAAAGCUUCAUCUGAAUGGCAAUAGACUGGAAAAGAUUUCCCCGGGCAUGUUUGUUGGACUCCACAGCGUUGAGUAUCUGUAUUUGGAAUAUAAUGUCAUCAAAGAUAUUCAGCCCGGAACAUUUGACACCAUGCCAAAUCUCAAACUCCUGUGUUUAAAUAACAAUCUUCUUCAAACUUUACCAUCACAGGUAUUUCGCAAUGUGCCACUGGCCAGGUUGAAUCUGAGGAAUAAUUUAUUCAUGCACCUCCCUGUGAGCAGUGUUCUAGACCAGCUGCAUUCUCUGGAGCAGAUCCAUUUGGAAGACAAUCCUUGGGACUGCAGUUGUGACUUGGUUGCUCUUAAACAAUGGGUUGAGAAACUUGGGAAAGAUACUGUUGUGGGUACGGUUUUAUGUCAGACACCCAGAAAUAUUGCCAAAGUGGAACUUAGAACAUUGAGACUUGAUAUAAUGUGCUCUGGGUUAGCAAUGUUGCUUCCCCUUCCGACAAAAGAGGGAGUCGAAGGUACGGCAACCACGGCUACUACUGAGAGAAGCCCAGAGGGCUUCUUCCAGUUACUCACCAACACAGUCCCUCUUUCGGUUCUGAUCCUCAGCCUGCUGAUCAUUUUCAUCGUCACCAUUUUCUGCGCUGCGGGAACGGCUGUCUUCAUCCUGCACCGCCGGCGGGGGUCCGUCAAAAAACAGGCUGACAAUCAGCCAAGGGAGAACGGCAACAUCCACCUGCAGUACAGCGUUUACGGCCAGAAGACCACGCAUCAUGUGGCUCAGAGGCCCAAUGCAAGCGCGUGCGGUGAACCUGUGCAGAGUCAGGUGACUCAGGUGUGCAGGAGCCCCACCUACUGCACUCGCUAUAAAGAGCACGAGCUGGACGAGCUGGACGAGCUGAGCCUCGAUGAAAUGAAGCACGUGUGCCGUAGCCUCCUGGAGCUGGAGAAUGACUUGCCCCCUGCGGAGCCCAAUCUGAAACUCAGGGCCGUCACAGAGGGCCCGUCAGACUUGGGGACCAUCACUCUUGGGGACACGGGUUCCCUAUACCGAAAUAUCCUUAGUCGGGAAAGGGAGCUUCAGCAGCUGGGCAUCACAGACUACCUCAGAAAGAACAUUGCCCAGCUUCAGCCCCCUGUUGAGAUCCAUGGUGAAGGAACAUUAAUGGAGGCAAUUAUGUACGCCAGGUCACGGAAGGUCCUGGUUGAACAGCCCAAAAAUGAGUAUUUUGAACUUAAAUCCAAUGUACGCACAGAGCCAGACUACCUUGAGGUAAUAGAGCAUCAGACUUCGGUAACCUAACUAAAAGCACAUUUUCUUGGUUUGCACCUAACACACAAAGUGCCUUUGCACAUAUAUAUAUAUAGGUGUCCAUAAAUAUAAGGUACAGACCCAUUUCUUUUGCUGCUUGUAAAUAAAAACAAUUAAUUACCAAAUUACGAAUAUUGAAUUGGCUCUGGUUGACUUUAUUUGCCAUUAAACAACAGAGCUGGAGAGCAGACUGGACAAUGACUGGGCAAAGGACAGCAUAAAACAUACUACAUCAUAAUUUGUUAAUUACUGUCCAUUUUAACUGAUAAAACCAAUUUGUUUCAUUGGUUUUAAAAUGUCAUAGGUCUGGGAAUAUUCAUUCAUCUAUAAAUAUUGCAAUUCGGUUACAUUAUGCUUCUGAAUGUUAGUAACCAUAUGUCUAUUUAUAAAAAAAGCACUUUGUUAAACUUAUACUUAAAUCUUUAUGUUGUAUUUGUAAAUGUUUAUGACAUUUUUCAAAAAAUGGCGCAUGGCAAUCAAAACACUCCUAUUGUUUUAUUUUGAAAAGCAAUAGCGAAUAUAGUCUAUAUAUAUAUAGAUGUAAAUAUUAUAAAUUAUUUUGUUUGAAAUGCAAAUGAUAUGGUCACGAUAGCUAGCCUAUAUUUUAUAUCCUGAUGUGUGUAGCCUAUUUAUUAUGUAGAGAUGUGUACUUCAUUUAUAUUUGUAUGUGUGCCUUUAAUGCUUUAUAUUUAUGCAAAAAAUAAUAAUAAUCUUUAAAAAAAAACCUUUCAUGAAUUAUAAAUUAUGGUUUUAUACACAAUUAGGGAUGGUAUUUAUCCAUUCUAAAACUAUUUAGGGCAGUACAAAAUAUUUUUAAGGACUAUAUUACUAUGCUUAGCUGUGUAUGUUACAAGUAAUAUGCAGUUAAAUGUUGAGAACUGUUCAUAAAUAUAAUGGGAAGUAAUAUUGUAGGAAAAAUAGCAAAUGCAAAUACGACAGUCACAUGAUACCUUAUGUUAUUUAUCCUGGUUUUAUAUAUUGUAGUACCUGCUUAUUUAUACUUGUGUCCCAUUUAUUUUGUGCUUCCAUUUAAAAGUACAUUAAAGGGAAAUUUUAUAUA